UGUCGUGCCGCCUGUUGCUCGCCUCCUCCUUGUCCUUUCUUCUUGCUCCUUUGCGCGGGCUCUCUCUCUCUCUCGCCCCCUCUAUCCGUGGUCUUCUUUCACGGCCUCUCUUUUCACGGGCCUUGUCUCCUUCUCUUCCCAGGACUCGGGCUGUCCUUUGCCCCGUGCUUCGGCCAUGCGUGGUGGCCAUCGGUCCGGUGGCGGCGGCAGCAUGAGCAGCGGCUCGCGGGCCACGUCAAGCUCAUCAAGCUCCUCGACCUAUCGGCGGCAUCCGGCAUCCGGCAGCAGUAGCAGCGGCGGCUCGGGCCAAGGUGACCGCGAUUGCUGCGCCGACUGCUGCGAAGCCGUCUGGUAUUGCAGGCUGAGUGGAAGACCGGACCUUCCCAAGUUUGUCCGCGUGCACAGGGUGAUUUGCAUGUCGGCCUGCUGGUGGGGCCUGGUCUUUUCGUUUGUGGGCAUGAUGGUCUGCUUGACGUCCCUUCCGCUGUACCAAACCCGGACGCAUUACCUCCCGCCGGCCGGGACCUUUUGCCAUGACAUCGAUGGGUUCUACUUCGAGGGGGUGUCUCUCGAGUCGAGGGCGGCGCUCGAGGCGUACUUCAUGCCGCAGGAGGCCAGUCCCCCGGAGCGCGUCAGCCGGCUGACGGGUGACGUGGUCACCUCGAUGAGUAGCCCGGUGCAGAAUGGCUACCACGCGAUGGACAUCUACCUGCCGGCCGGGGCCGGGCUGACGUCGAUCCUGGUGGGGGAGGCAUCCUGUCCGCUGUACUACCUCGUCAUUCGGGGGGCGUACAAUUUCGAAAGCUGGCAAGAUGGCCAGUCGGUGCCCUUCGAAUUCUACGAGAUCUUUCGGUCAGGCAGCCCGCUGGUCCAUUCCCUGCAAGUGAGCAAGUCAAGUCACUACUUUUUCGUGGUCUACAACAGCACUCCCGAGCCAUGCCACCGGAUGCCGGUCUUCAUGCAGCUGGCGUCCGAUAUGCCGGCAUACCGCCUGCGGCCGGACGCCCGUGUGCCCAUGGGCCAGGAGCUAGCGGUGCCGCGUGGGCAGCCCGGCACGACAUCGGUCAUCAUUCACACGUCCAAUGCGCCGGUGUAUCACGAGUUGCAGAUGCUCUAUUCCCGCCGGCCCGGGGCCCUGGACAUGGUGCUGGGGCUGAGCAUCGGGUUGCCCUAUGGGCUGGCCCUGGUCGGGGUGUUCACCAGCUGGGUGUUCUAUCGGAGGAGGCUGUCCCGGAAUGCGAGAGUGGCGGACAGCACCAGCGCCAGCGCCAGCGCCAGCGGCGGCGGCGGCGGCGGCAAUGGCAUCCCGAGCAGAAGCCACAGCCAAGAGGCCCGGUCGCCGGGGCUGGGCGCCGCGGACUCGGGGUCGGCGCCGGCGCCCGGGCAGAGGUCGAAGGUAGUGCACUUUGCCGAGACCCACGAGGUGCUUGGACCAUCCGCGAGCAGGCGGGGCUCCGUGGCGUCGACCGGGAGUGCGACUUUGGAGUGUGCGCACGGGGGCGAGCACCCGCUGCUGGCCGGGGCGCCGGUGGAGGAUUGGACGGCGGACCCGGCAUCCGGCCCGCUGGCAAAUGUCUCGCCCCUCGCCAGUGCGUCGGGCUAUUGGGCCAUCGAGAAUGUGCCGAUGGGGGACAUGGUGUCGGAGCUGCCGCCGCCAUAUUCGGCUAUGCCGCCGCCGCCGCCGCCGCCGGUGUCUUCCUCGGCCGAGGGGUGGUCCAAAUAUUGACUUGCGUUGUUACUUCCUCCGGGUGAGGGGUGGGGCCGCUCGCUCGGGUGCUUGUGGGGUGUGGGGGCGAUAUUGCAGUGGAUGCGGGGCAUGGGGCCGUGUGAUGCGGGCAUUCUCCGGCAAGGUGCCCAUCGGGCGCGCAGGCGGAGGGGCCGAAGAGUGGGGCAUCAAACGUGCGCCUCUCAUCGGCGUCUCCCGA
This is a messenger RNA of Fonticula alba, 1925 nucleotides long. RefSeq lists its product as hypothetical. The coding region runs from base 176 to 1726 and encodes 516 amino acids. The transcript is spliced from 2 exons. The record is from RefSeq and is a predicted model, not a curated record. NCBI's taxonomy places the organism in Eukaryota, Rotosphaerida, Fonticulaceae.